This is a messenger RNA of Cyphomyrmex costatus, 1898 nucleotides long. RefSeq lists its product as uncharacterized. The transcript is spliced from 6 exons. The coding region runs from base 1 to 1461 and encodes 486 amino acids. The record is from RefSeq and is a predicted model, not a curated record. Lineage: Eukaryota; Metazoa; Arthropoda; Insecta; Hymenoptera; Formicidae.
AUGAACUUGAAGUGCAAGAUGCGAUUGGAAAUGCGAGUCUACGCGGUGGUCUUCUUCAUAGUAUGCUGCUUCCUGUGUUCCCCAUGUGCAAGCAAAGAGCCAAAAGCCUCGUCAACUUCGAUAGACAAAAAGACGGCAGCUCAGAUAGCCGCGGGCGAGCAGCGUCUUGGGGAUCAAAUUCGCGCUAUCCUUAAACAUUAUCAGCAAGACGAUCCGGUCGGGUUGCCGGGCGCGCCGAUACCGGAUCCGAUGCCAGUGCCGGAUCUGAAGCAUUCCUUCUCCGUGUAUACGAUGAAUUUUAAACAGAUUAGCGUUUACGGACUGUCCAAAUUCCGUAUCGAACAUAUAGAGUCGGAACUGGCACGUAUGCAGGUGUCGGUCGCAGUAAAGAUUGACAUUCUUGAUAUUCGUGGAUUAUACACAUUGGCAUCCUGGAUUUCGAGGUCCGAAGGGGAAUUCAUGGUAAAACUUACCGGUGUGAAAGUCGAAGGUAUCGCUAGACUAGAAGUGAGCACCGAUGGCAAAUUGCAAGCUCAGGACAUUGACAUGGAUUUGACUUUCGAUAAAAUUGACCUGGAUUUUAAGAAUCUAGGAUUCCUCGGUUCAGUUUUUCAAGGAGUCAUCAAUUCCGUCGGAACCUUCAUUUUUGACGGCAUCAAACCAUUCAUCCUAAAAGAAGUUAAUACAAACAUGAGGGGCGAAGUGAACAAACAAAUAUCACAAUUACCGCAAUACUUUCCGAAUUCGAUUUCACCCUUCGAUAUGGCGAUCGCAGAAGCUCGGAAGCAAGUUUCUCAGAUGGGCUACGAUCCAUAUCAGCUGAAGGAUUAUGUCCAGAACAUUGGUAUAUUCACCGUGACUUCGUCGCAUACCUGGAUCAUUGGUCUAGCCAGUUUCUAUCGCAUGGGAAAUAUAACCAUCACCAUGGAGAACGGAACUGUAUACGCGCUUCUGGAUGUCGGCACCCAGGAACUUGAGGGCAAGACGCACUGGGAGGUGAGCGUGAUCGGCGGUUUCCUGUCGCGUGCUGGCACCAUGUCCUUCACCGUCCAAUACUUUCGGGUGCAAGUGAAGCUGGCUCAGCCGUUGGACACGCGGAAACGCGCCGCUUUAGAAGAACUGGAGCUCGAGUUGGGCAACAUCCAAGCGAGAUUCCACGGCGCCAGAACGCUCGAUUAUCUCGUAGAAGCGAGCGUUAAUAUACUACCGAACCUUUUAAGAUAUCAAAUCAUGGACGCGAUCGAAGGACCGUUGAAAAGACGUAUACAAGAGGAGUUGGACAAGGUAGACAUGGAAAAAUUAAUCGAUGAGAAAAUUCCGGUGAUCGAAGAACAGGCUAGAUGGAUGCAGGGUUUAGUACCUGCAGAGGAAACAAUCUUGGAAGAAUCGACGCUGCCACCACACAGUCAAGACGAUCAAACGCCGUUCUCUGAAAGCGAGGAAGAACGAGGACCGUCGUAAAAAAGGCACUUGUGUGAACCACCUCCAUUCUAGAAGAAAUCAAUAGUUCCAAACAAACUUCUUUAUAACGUAAACACGUAUUGUACAUCACGCGUGAUAUAUGCAUGUAUUUUUAAUGUAUAAUACGUGUACAUACAUAUAUGCAGUCUGAUUUUUUAAAAUAUCCUGUAUCGCGCGACGAAAUUCUACUGAUAAUUUAUAAAUGGAAUUCUUUCGUGAAUGUCGAAUCGUCUAAAAGCAGUCUCGGAACAUGAAAGAAGUGAAAAAUGUAUGCACGAUUUUGUGACACAUUUGCCUCCGAUACGUAAUUUAUUCUCGAUGGAUAAUUCAUUAACGAUUUGGCUAAAGUUGAUAAAAUAUUUAUCGCGACUUAUCUUUUUUGAUGCGCAUAGAUUUUUGUACGCUAUGAGUGGUAUCAUUAAUAUUUAAAUAUUUAA